Cyclocybe aegerita is the source of this 1464-nucleotide messenger RNA. The record is from the annotation of a GenBank genome assembly. Lineage: Eukaryota; Fungi; Basidiomycota; Agaricomycetes; Agaricales; Hemipholiotaceae.
AUGUCGCAACACCCUUCGAGGCAAAGUGCACCUCAAAUAAGAGCCUCCCAAAGUAAUGGACAGACACCUAAUAAGCCCGCGGACUAUGUAUACUUUGACAGGAACUUGAACGACUUUUCCGGCGAUAUUCUACCGCGGGCGAAGAGUGCACAGCUCAAGCUAGAGCACUAUUACAAAGUUGCUGUAGAUGCUGCAAUUGAACGGAACACCAGGCGUGUCGAGCUGGAGCGGCGGUUGCAAUCAGAACACACAAUGUCCGAUGAACGAAAGAACAGACAACUGCAGCAACUAGGAAAGAAAGAAUCUACGUUUCUGCGCCUCCGACGGACGAAAUUAGGAUUGGAUGAUUUCCGGACCGUGAAAGUGAUAGGAAAGGGUGCAUUUGGAGAGGUCAGAUUGGUUCAAAAAAUUGAUACCGGUAAGAUUUAUGCGAUGAAACUCUUGAAGAAAGAUGAGAUGUUGAAGAAGGAUCAGCUGGCCCAUGUCAGAGCUGAGCGAGAUGUUCUUGCUGAAUCAGAUUCUCCCUGGGUCGUCCAGCUUUUCUAUUCAUUCCAAGAUGCAGCCCAUCUCUACCUCAUCAUGGAGUUCCUUCCUGGCGGCGAUCUUAUGACGAUGCUCAUCAAGUACGACACCUUCUCAGAAGAUGUCACUCGCUUCUAUCUUGCUGAAUGUGUCUUGGCCAUCGAGGCCGUUCAUAAACUCGGGUUCAUACAUCGUGAUAUAAAACCAGAUAACAUUCUCAUUGAUAAGGACGGCCACGUCAAGCUGAGUGACUUCGGCUUGUCUACUGGGUUCCACAAACAGCACGAUUCGACAUAUUAUCAACGUCUACUAGAAGGUAGCAACUCGCAAGCUAAUGCGGCUCCGCAGAAUGCUCGGAAUAGUGUAAUGGUUAACUCGAUCAACCUGACCAUGACGAACAAGGAUCAAAUAGCGACCUGGAAGGCCAAUCGUAGAAAACUUGCGUACUCGACUGUCGGAACUCCAGACUACAUUGCACCUGAGAUAUUCUUGCAAAAGGGUUACGGCAAGGAAUGCGAUUGGUGGUCUCUUGGAGCCAUCAUGUUUGAGUGUCUGGUCGGAUAUCCGCCUUUCUGCUCGGAAAACACGCAUGAAACCUACCAAAAGAUCAUGCAAUGGCAGCGUUAUCUCGCUUUCCCGGAUGAUGUACACCUGAGCAGAGAAGCUGAAGAUCUUAUUCGGAGACUCAUCACCUCGACUGAUAGAAGGCUGACUGUUGAGCAAAUAAAGAAACACCACUUCUUCUACGGUGUUGACUGGGACCUUAUCCGCGAAAUCGACGCACCAUUCGUUCCACACCUGCGGUCGAUUACCGAUACCUCUUAUUUCCCAACAGACGAACUGGACCAAGCCCCCGAUACAUCACAAGCAGACCCCAGUGCCGCCAGCAAAGAUUUGGCAUUCCUUGGAUACACGUUCAAACGUUUCACGAUUUCGUCCUGA